AAGGCGAAACACGACGAUGAAAUGCAAUGUAAAGUCUUUAAUAUAAUCAACACAGAUAAAUCCACAAAAGGGGGACAGGAACAUACGUAUUCAUUGAUGAUGAUUAAUGCACACAAAGCAUAGAACUUAAACAACUUAUAAGGGGUGGCUAAUGAUAGACAGACAGGUGCUCGUGACUAACUAAUAAUUACAAUAACAAGGACAGGAACAACCAAACAAAAAAAAACAGGGAUGGACGGAGAGGGACUUAGGAGGUGGACAAAGGAGUGGACGUGGGAUGGCAACAGGAAGUCAGUGUAGGAGGAGGCUCUGGCGGAGGACGGACUCCUGGGAGGAGGACAUAAAAUAUCCAGGGUGGUGAUGCGGAGGAAGGUGCCAAGGAGGAGACAGAAGGGACCCGGAGCAGUAGGAGGCAGGCGAGACCCAGGCUGCAGCCAUGAUGGCAGCCCACGGCGGAGCCGACAGAGGGAGGUGCCAUGGUGGAGGAAGGGCUGACGACUCCAGGGGGCCCACCGACGGUGGCAGAGCAAGUGGAGGUGAAGCCCGAGGUGGAGACGGAGAGCCGACGAGUCCAGGUGACACCGAGGAUCCGGAGAGCCAAGGUAGAGUCCAAGGCUAAGGCCACCGAGGGGGAGAUCCGGAGGUGCAACAGAGGACUGAAGCAGAGCUGGAGAGAGGGAGGAGCCCAACGGAGCCGGUGGGACGGAGCGACGAGGCACAGCCGGAGGAGGAGGACAUGAGGGAGCCAGGAGCCGGGGUGGGGCCGCUGGUUCAGAGGGCCGAGCCGCUGGGUCCAGGACUCGGAGGCUGGAGGCGGAGACGAGGGAUCCUCCAGCCACGACGUCCAGUCUUCUGUCACAACACGUGAGGGGGAAGGCGAAACACGACGAUGAAAUGCAGUGUAAAGUCUUUAAUAUAAUCCACACAGAAGAAUGGCACAGAUACGGAAGCUGGGCUGUGAUGGGAUGAGGACCAACUCUCGACCAGAGCUCAAAGUACCCCAAGUAUCAGCCAGACAAGAGAUCCUCACCAGCCUAGUGUCUGCCUUGGACUCUGUGUGCUCUGCCAUGUCUAAACUGAACGCUGAGGUGGCCUGUGUCACUGUGCAUGAAGACAGCGUGAUCGCUGUGGGAACAGAGAAGGGAAGAAUCUUCCUAAACUCCAGAAAGGAAAUACAGACAGACUUUCACAAGUUCUGCAAAGUGUCUUGUCUGCAAGCAUUGACCUCCAUGAACUCCCACACCAAAGUUCCUGAUGUGGACUGCAGCAGGACUGGCAAAGACUGCGGGCAGCAGGGCAGACAGAGAGCCUUAACAGACACUCAUUCCAACAUCUUUGUCCUGAGGAAGAUGGUGGAGGAGGUGUUCAGUGUCCUUUACAGUGAGGCUGUUGGGAAGAGCAGCCUGGUCCCUGUGCCUUAUGACUGGAUUCUCAAGGAUCCCAGCUCAGUGGUUGUCUACGGCUUGCCUGAUGGUGUAACUCUGAGAAAGCCUUCGGAAUAUGACACCAAGACCUUAAUGAAGAUCUUAGAGCAGAGCAACCGCAUCCGCUUCAUAGUCAAAAGAACACCAGAGGAACCCUCUCGGGAUGGCAAAUCCUGUCCGGAAGUCAACCAUCACUCUUCGACCUCAAAGAGCGUAAGCAACCACGCCUCUGUCAAACCCUCCGUGCAGGAAGCGUCUGCUAGCAACUCCAUGCUCUCCAGCUUCCUGUACGGCAUGCCCAUGUCCUCCCAGCCCCACCCAGACAGCAAGCUGGACCUGAAGCCCACAUCACUGCACAGCAUAGGUAAAGAGAGGCUGGGCAUGUGGGCGUCUGCUGACGAGAAAACGGUUCAGGCCAAGGAAUGUGCUGACAAUGGCGAGCGAGUAGGGCUGGCAGCGGAUCUUACCCAGAGCCCUCCCAGCAUCCAUGUCUCCAAGCGCCUUCUGUUCUCCAUAGUGCAUGAAAAAUCAGAAAAAUGGGAUUCGUUCAUCAGGGAGACUGAAGAUAUCAACACCCUUCGAGAAUGUGUUCAGAUCCUGUUCAACAGCAGAUAUGCUGAAGCAUUAGGCCUGGAUCACAUGGUUCCUGUGCCGUACCGGAAAAUCGCCUGUGAUCCUGAGGCAGUAGAGAUCAUUGGAAUUCCAGACAAGAUUCCCUUCAAGAGACCGUGCACCUACGGUGUGCCUAAACUCAAACGAAUCCUGGAAGAAAGGCAUGCUGUCCGCUUUGUUGUCAAAAGAAUGUUUGAUGAACGGAUUUUUACCGCUGCUGGUAAAGUAGCUAAGGAGGAGGGCAAACAGGAUGGUGUCGCCCCUGAGGACGGUUUCCCAGAUGGCCUCAGGGUACCAAGCUCUUCUCUAGAGCUGAUCAGCAACACUCAUAGUAGCAGAUCAACAAGCUCCUGUGUCAGUCCUUUGGCUGAGUGUGAAGCAGGACCAUCUGGGGACUGUCUGCCUUUGAAAAAGAUCAAAACCGAACCCCCAGAUGGUGAAAUUAUCCAGGUGACAGUGCCAGAGUCCAGUGCUCCUACAGAAGAGUCAAGUGAGCCUCAGGCGGAGCGGGUGACCCCUGACCUCUGUCUUCCCAAGGAGCCUGUAGCAGAAGAUUUAACGCCGAAGUCUACACCGCAAGGGCUCAAGAGAGCUGUUGAAGAAGACAUCGGAGAGAUGAUCCUUCAGCUGCGAAAGCAAGUCGAGAGCCUGUUCAGCUCCAAGUACAGCGAGGCUCUUGGUCUGCCUGAACCGGCUAAAGUGCCGUAUUCCAAGUUCCAGAUGUAUCCAGAUGACUUGUAUGUCACAGGGCUGCCAGAAGGGAUGACUUUUCGAAGACCGAACUGUUUUGGAGCAGCAAAACUCCGGAAGAUUCUUGCCGCUAGUAGUCAGAUUACAUUUGUUAUAAAAAGGCCAGAAUUGUUGACAGAACAAGUCAAACAUGAAGGUGUCUCUAAGACGACCUCUGAUUCAGCAGAGACUGACUCCAAAGACCAAUCAGAUGACCCGGGACCUGCCUCCAAAAGACCAGGAUUCUCAGACAGUUUAGAGGCCAAGCUCUCCCGUAUCGACUUGGCGAACACUCUGCGAGAGCAGGUCCAAGACCUGUUCAACAGGAAAUACGGCGAGGCACUGGGCAUUAAGUAUCCUGUGCAAGUGCCUUACAAGAGGAUCAAGAGUAACCCUGGCUCAGUGAUUAUCGAGGGCUUGCCCCCUGGCAUCCCCUUCAGAAAACCCUGUACCUUCGGCUCACAGAAUCUAGAGAGGAUAUUAGCCGUGGCAGACAAGAUCUCUUUCAGCAUUACAAGGCCUUUCCAAGGGCUUAUUCCCAAGCCAGCACCACGGAGAAUAACCAUACUGAAGAAAGGUUACACCUCAAUAAGUGAAGAAGACGAGGUCAACCGGAUGGGAGAGAAAGUGAUAUUAAGAGAACAGGUUAAAGAGCUCUUCAAUAAGAAAUAUGGUGAAGCUUUGGGUCUGGACCGCUCAGUCAUCGUUCCAUACAAGUUAAUCCGUGCCAAUCCCGGCUCGCUGGAAGUGUGUGGACUUCCGGAUGAUAUUCCCUUCAGGAAUCCUAAUACUUACGACAUAGUUCGGUUGGAAAAAAUCCUGCAGGCACAAGAUGAAAUUACUUUCAAUAUCAAAACCCCUCUACAGCCUUUUACAGAGUUAUGUACUCAGUCUUCUAAUAAAGAAGGUAAAGAAGUGUCUACAAAUCGACGCAAACGCAAACGAGUACUUGACAACAGUCAAACAUCCAUGCCCACUGGAGCAGACUCAACACUAUCAACCAAUCAGAUACCCGUCAUGCAAUGGCCCAUGUACAUGGUGGACUAUAGCGGAGUGAAUGUUCAAGUUCCUGGAAAAGUCAAAUACUAAUGAACUUUCUGAUGCCGUACAGAAGACUUGUACCAUUAAGGGACUUUUUUUAAACCUGACGUUUCUGAAUGCUAAAUUCAGCUGUGGCAGAUCCCGCGGCUCGCAUAUGGAGACGCCUGUGUGUUCUGGCAGGUAUUAGAGAGUGUGAACUGUUGGAUGCAGUUGUUUCUGAAUGAAGUGCUAAUGAUGGAGAAACACAGCAGUAAGUCAAUCUGCCAGUGCUUUAUUACUUAGAGGAAUAGUACUCACCCUCAUGCCAGUCCAAAAACGACUGCUUUUGACUGUUUUGUGGAACGCAAAAAUAUGUCAUGUAAAAGAAGAUUUGUUCUGUUUGAGUAUUUGUCAGAAACUGUUAUUGAAAGGAACAGUUCAUCUAAAAAUGUAAGUCUGCUGAUGGUUUACUCACCCACAGGCUGUCCAAGAUGUAGAUGAGUUUGUUUCUUCAUCAGAACAGAUUUGGAGAAAUUUAGUAUAACUUGCUCACCAACGGAUCUUCUGCAGUGAAUGGGUGCCGUCAGAAUGAGAAUCCAAACAGCUGAUUAAAAACAAUCCGCACAACUCCAAACCAUCAAUUACCAUCUUACGAAGUGAUAAACUGCAUGUUUGUAAGAAACAAAAGACGUUUGAGGCUAAAAUACCAGUGCAUAAUCCAUAAUAAUGCUUCUUUGUAUGUUUUGAACUGUAUACUGCAUACUUUUCUCCUAAUUCAGAUGAGAUAAUUUUUCACUGGAGAUAAAAAUGUCUUAAUGUUGAAUUUGUUACAAACCCACAGAUUUUUACUUCACAAAACAAUAUUUGAUGUACUGGAGUUGUGUGGAUUACUUGUGGAUUAUUGUGAUGUUUUUAUCAGAUGUUUGGACUCUCAUUCUGACGGCACCCAUUCACUGCAGAAGAUUCACUGGUGAGCAAGGUGAUACUAAAUUUCUCCAAAUCUGUUCUGAUGAAGAAACAAACUGAUUUACAUCUCGGAUGGCCUGGGUUUGAGUGCAUUUCCAGCAAAUUUUCAUUUUUGGGUGGACUAUUUCUGUAAGUGUUCCACUGGAAAAGUAAUGACAUAGAGGCUCGAAGGGACAUGAGGGUGAGUGAAUAAUGACAGAACUAUUCCUUGAGGAGAUUGUUUGUAAAAGGAGUAGCCGUUAUUUACGUAUCAGAUGAACUAUAUUGCUUUGCCACCAGGAUUUGUAAUAGCAGAUCCUGGGCACAAUCAUGGUUAAAUAACCAUCUCAUAAAGAGCAGUAAGAACGGGAUUUGGGAUUCGCGUUUUUCCCCAAAUACGUCAAAUCACUGUUGGUAUACACAGCCUUGUUUGGUGCCGAGAGCUCGUACAGUAUGUGCAUACUGGAUACGACUCCUGUAGUUAUCUGGGUCUCAUGCCUUGCAAAUGUUUGUAUUGUUAUUUAUUUAUUUAUUUAAAUAAAAACUUGUAUAUGCAGGGAAUGUAAUCUACCGCAUUCAGUACAGAGCAUAAAGUACUGAAUGACACGACUAAUGAUGCUAAAAACAGCUAGCUACUGUACGUAUUCAGAAAGAAACAUCUGCUUCAGGUUUUGGAAAGCCCUAACAUGAUAGCACUAACUUAUAUUCAACCGAGAGACUUUUUGUAUUAUUUUAGCUUUGUAAGUUACUCUUAAGUUCGUUCAAGUAAGGCAAAGUGAGGUAUUUCCCGGAGAAAACAUCAUGAAUGUAUUGUUUGUAAAGGAAAGAAUGCUAUAAUGUUAUUAUGUAAUGACUGUCUCUGGAAUCGCCAGUAUUUAUAUGCUGUACCUUAAUGCCAUUUAGGCCUUUCAAAUAAAAUGUGUUGCCUUG
This is a messenger RNA of Labeo rohita (rohu), 5660 nucleotides long. It is a transcript of the gene gtf2ird1, whose product is annotated as GTF2I repeat domain containing 1. Gene Ontology annotation, cellular component: nucleus. Bases 933 to 3854 code for a protein of 973 amino acids. Lineage: Eukaryota; Metazoa; Chordata; Actinopteri; Cypriniformes; Cyprinidae. The record is from RefSeq and is a predicted model, not a curated record. Gene Ontology annotation, molecular function: DNA-binding transcription factor activity. The transcript is spliced from 27 exons.